AUAUGUAUAUGUGUGCGAGCUUUGGUUUGGUUUGGUUUUCAUUUUUUUCAUAAACUUGUUUGAUAGUGCUUCAUUUCGAAGCAAUCAAUGACGAAACAAACAAACAAAUAUUGAAUAAAAUAUUGAAUUAUUAUUUUUAUUUAAAACCCAAAAAAGAAAAGAAGAGAAAGAAAAGAAUCCAUAGCUGUCGUUUCUGCGUAUUUGGGGAAGCUUACGAAGCCGUGUGGGUGUCAUGGGUUUGGCUCAUGAUCUGCCCCAUUCUCGCCCAACCCUUUUCCAUUUUUGUCAUUUAAGUAUUGGGUUUUCUUUCAUUUUGUGUCUGUGAUGGUCUUUGCCGUGGUGGGUAUCGCCCAAGUUUCUGAUCACGAAGAUUUGAAGGAUAUUUAAGCUUUCUUUUUCCGUGAUCUGAUUGCGUAGACCUGUUUUAGAUAAGGAUAUUGAUGAGAUUUGUCUUCAACCAUUUCAGAUUCUUCUAGUUAUUCAUGUUGGUCGUCAAUUAUUGAGGUGAAACUGCACAGCUUCAUUUUGGAAAAGAUGGGCUUUGCUUGGUUUUGUUUGAAGGAAUCUUUUACUUGGAACAGAGUAAAAGUUUGAUUCUUGGCUUAUUUUAAGUAGAAGGGGAGAAAAAUUAAAAAAAAAAAAAAUUAAGGACUUCUAAGAAUCUACAGGAAAAGAUUGUGUCGAGGUUCAAUAAAUUAGCUUUGUGUGUGAACUGAAUUUGAGACGUUUUGUUAGGAGGAGGAUUAAGUAUAUGAUAGGUCAUAAGCGUGGAAAAGGGGGGAGAAGUCUAAAGGAAAAGGCACAAAAGUGAGAAUUUUACUAUUUAAAAAAGGAGGGAGAAGAAAAGUAAAGAGAAUAACCUUACAGGGAUGAUCAUAACCCAGAAGUAGAAGUGGCAAGAAAAUGGCGACUUUGGUUGAUCCCCCUAAUGGAGUCAGGCAACAAGGAAAGCAUUACUACUCAAUGUGGCAAACUUUGUUUGAGAUUGACACCAAGUAUGUUCCUAUCAAACCAAUAGGGAGAGGUGCCUAUGGUGUGGUGUGCUCAUCCAUCAAUAGGGAAACAAACGAGAAAGUUGCCAUCAAGAAGAUCAACAGCGUCUUUGAGAACCGCAUAGAUGCCCUGAGGACUCUGAGGGAGUUGAAGCUUCUUAGGCAUAUCCGUCACGAGAAUGUGAUUGCUUUAAAGGAUGUUAUGAUGCCUAUUCAUAGGACAACUUUCAAGGAUGUUUAUCUGGUUUAUGAGCUCAUGGAUACUGACCUCCAUCAAAUUAUUAAGUCCGCACAACCGCUUUCUAGUGAUCACUGCAAAUACUUUUUAUUUCAGUUGCUUCGUGGGCUCAAGUAUCUUCACUCUGCGAACAUCCUUCACCGUGACCUGAAGCCCGGGAACCUCCUUGUCAAUGCUAAUUGUGACCUAAAGAUAUGCGAUUUUGGUCUGGCAAGAACCAGUGGAGGAAAUGGCCAAUUCAUGACAGAAUAUGUUGUCACUCGUUGGUAUCGUGCACCAGAGCUACUUCUCUGUUGUGACAACUAUGGAACCUCCAUUGAUGUCUGGUCUGUAGGAUGCAUAUUUGCUGAAAUCCUUGGUCGAAAACCAAUCUUUCCUGGAACUGAAUGCCUCAACCAGCUAAAGCUAAUCAUCAAUGUUCUUGGCAGCCAGCGUGAAGUUGAUACUGAGUUUAUUGAUAAUCCAAAGGCCAGAAAGUUCAUAAAAUCCCUGCCUUAUUCUAGAGGGACACAUUUUUCCAGGCUAUAUCCCCAUGCUGAUCCAUUAGCCAUAGAUUUGCUGGAGAGAAUGCUUGUGUUUGAUCCAACAAAGAGGAUCACUGUCACAGAAGCACUCCAACACCCUUACAUGGCAGGACUUUACGAUUCGAGACGCAAUCCUCCUGCCCAGGUCCCAAUCAGCCUUGAUAUAGAUGAGAAUUUGGUGGAACCUAUGAUAAGGGAGAUGAUGUGGAAUGAGAUGCUUCAUUACCAUCCUGAUGCUGCUACUGUCAAUAUAUGAGUAAAAUGUUACCUUCAUAAAGACCUUUCUUGACUUGUGUUGCUUCUCUUAAUGAGCUUUUGGAACCAGCAGUACCUUCUAUCUACUAUUAUUUUUCUAUGAACUACUACCUCAGCAUUUGAAUUUUAACACCAUGAUUCUACUUUCAAAGAUUUUGUUUUUAACAACUACUUUAGUAGUUCGAGAUCUUUGCAUAGCAUGGUUAUCUUGUAACGUGUAAAUAAUUAUGCUAGUUACUUAUAAUUAUGAGACUUUGACUUUGCAAUUCUACUCUGUUAUGUAGUUUAUUUUGAGGCACUAUUUCCUUUGAAGAACUGAAGGAGUGGAAUAAAUUUGAAUCUUUUUACCAUA
Humulus lupulus (European hop) is the source of this 2361-nucleotide messenger RNA. RefSeq names its product mitogen-activated protein kinase 7. NCBI's taxonomy places the organism in Eukaryota, Viridiplantae, Streptophyta, Magnoliopsida, Rosales, Cannabaceae. The transcript has 4 exons. Gene Ontology annotation, cellular component: cytoplasm; nucleus. Bases 904 to 2010 code for a protein of 368 amino acids. Gene Ontology annotation, molecular function: MAP kinase activity; ATP binding. Gene Ontology annotation, biological process: intracellular signal transduction; protein phosphorylation. The record is from RefSeq and is a predicted model, not a curated record.